CCAGCACGGUACAUCACGCAACUGGCCCCCACUCACCACCCCGGCGGCCUCACGGAAACGCACAAGAGACUGAGCUUCAAAGUCUCAAACCAGCAUUUUCGAGGCGGCGCGAUGACCCUACGGUGUGAGGCAAGCAUCAAGACUCUCUACACGAAGACUCAGCAGCACAGCGUGGACGGCAAGCUGACCUACGAGACUCCUGUGCUGUCGUCGAGGGAGAAGUCAGCGGUCACGGGUGGAGGUGGAAGAAGAGGAGGAGGUGGAGGAGGUGGAGGACAGUUGGUGGAGAUGAUGGUGGUGAUGACGGCGGCGUUGGUGGUGAUGGAGGUGAUGAAGAGAAUGGUGUUGAUGGUCCCCCUCAUCACCACCACCACCACCACCAUCAUCACCACUCCUCUCAACUCCACUCCACGGUGACUUCCACGCCCGUCACCACCACCACCACCAUCACCACUCACCACCACCAUCACCACCACUAUGAAAGGUGAUGAAUGUGACCACAAGAGGAAGAAGAGGAAGACUGACAACAACAACAACAACAACAACAACAACAACAACAAUACCAAAAUAAGAUGAACCAAAGAAGAAGAAGAAGAAGAAGAACAUAAGAUCAUAACGUGUGUGUGUGUGUGUGUGUGUGUGUGUGUGUGUGUGUGUGUGUGCGCUUAUAAAUUCCUCUUGGCUGCAGUUCAAGAGGAAAUUAAGAAGACAAAAAGAGGAGGAGGAGGAGGAGGAGAAGGAAUAAAAAGAAAAUAAACAAAGAGAAAUAAAGAGAAUAAAAAUAAAUAAGAGAGAAUCAAGAGGAGAUUAGAAGAGAAGGAAAAUGAAGAUAGAAGAGAAAAUGUGGAUAGAAAAUAACAAUAAAGAGAGGAAAAAGAGGAAGACAAGGAGGAGGAAGAGGAGGAAGAAAAAGGAAGGAAAAAAUGGAUAAUGGAGAGAAAAAAGACAGAGAGAG
Eriocheir sinensis (Chinese mitten crab) is the source of this 955-nucleotide messenger RNA. RefSeq lists its product as uncharacterized. The transcript has 2 exons. The record is from RefSeq and is a predicted model, not a curated record. Lineage: Eukaryota; Metazoa; Arthropoda; Malacostraca; Decapoda; Varunidae. Bases 112 to 417 code for a protein of 101 amino acids.